Messenger RNA from Gekko japonicus, 1816 nucleotides. It is a transcript of the gene ISCA2, whose product is annotated as iron-sulfur cluster assembly 2. Gene Ontology annotation, biological process: iron-sulfur cluster assembly. Gene Ontology annotation, molecular function: 2 iron, 2 sulfur cluster binding; 4 iron, 4 sulfur cluster binding; iron ion binding. Bases 21 to 536 code for a protein of 171 amino acids. Gene Ontology annotation, cellular component: mitochondrion. The record is from RefSeq and is a predicted model, not a curated record. NCBI's taxonomy places the organism in Eukaryota, Metazoa, Chordata, Lepidosauria, Squamata, Gekkonidae. The transcript has 5 exons.
GCAAUCGUGCGGGGAGGAAGAUGGCGGUACUGGCCGGGCUCGGUUGCUUUAGGACGUUGAGAACUUGCGGGCGAAGCAGCCCUAAUUAUGCUCUCUGGCACCCGGUGAGUGCCCCAUCUCAGACCUCUCAGACUGGUGCCUGUGUGCCAAGGAUAAGAGGGCGGUUGGUGGCAUCCUCUGCCCCUGGAGAGAGACAGAGCGAUUCAAAUGACGGACAGAUCUACCUUAGUGAAAAUUGUGUGAAAAGGCUACUGGAGAUUACAGGAGGGUCUGAAUUUCUCAGGCUGCAGGUGGAAGGAGGUGGCUGUUCAGGUUUCCAGUAUAAGUUUUCGUUGGAUACAGUUGUCAAUCCUGAUGACAGGGUUUUUGAACAAGGGAGUGCCCGGGUGGUUGUGGAUUUGGACAGCCUGAACUUUGUGAAAGGGGCAAUGGUGGACUUCAACAAGGAAUUAAUUCGCAGCGCCUUCCAGGUGGUGAACAAUCCACAGGCUGAGCAAGGCUGCUCCUGCGGAUCAUCUUUCUCCGUUAAACUCUGAUUGCAUUUCUCCAUGUGGACUGUAGUGGACACUGAAUGAUCACUGGUUGCCUUCUUUCUCUUCAGUUUUUUUGAGCAACUGGUGUAAUCUGUUGUAUGAUACAAGUAUGCACGCAUACCCUGAACUCUCCAACAGAAGCUGAUCUCUUCAGGGCAAGGUGUGAAAUAGGCUUGUCUCCAUUGUUCUCUUUGAAUCCCACAAUGAUUUCCAUGUAGCAUUUAAAACAGUAGGCCCAGUGGAGAGAUACUUGUAAAUACUUUUGUGAUUUGCGAUGUUUUAGGAUCGUUUAAAGCAUAUGUUUGUUACAUUUCACUUUUGCGUGUGUCAUCAGCCCUUUUCAUACCUGAUUUGGGCACAAAUGAGUACAUAUAGGGGGUUGAUUGAGGCCUUCUGGUCCUGUCCCUGAUGACCAUGCUCUCAAGAGCACAGUUUUCAUGAAGUCUACAUGUGUAUGCUGAACACCAAAUACGUGUAGUUUUCACUACAGAUAAUGCAGCUAAAAAUGUGCUCUGCCUGUAAAUGGUCCUUUUGAGCCCAUGGAGGUCAAGAGCAAAGUCUGCAGGCACAGCCCCUGUAUUCUCCCCCCCCCCCGCUUAUGUUUGACCAUAUGACAAGGGACUGUAUAUAAAAUAUGCACAAAUGCCGUAGGAAUUCAACUCAAAUUCUCAAACGUCUGACUUGGAUCCCACCAAACACUUCUGUUGAUGGAAGUAUUUCCAACAUCUGUGUACAACUUCCUCACCUCCCUGCUCUCUUUGCAGCCCAGAGCCCCCUCCUCCCCUCCCAAAGUCUGCUGUAGGGGGAAGGGAUGGGACCCCCCCAGGACCAGCAUGUAGGGGAGUCAGUGUACAGUGGAAGGGGGAAGUCAGUGAAACUGCACCCCCUUCUAUCGGUGGAACCCUCUGUGGGACUGAAUCCAGGUUUUCUUGCUUACAAUUGGUUAUUUGCUGCCUCUGAGGCUCCUUAUUCUCUUCCCCAACAAUAUAAACCUGCAGCACCAGAUUCUUUCCCUGCCUCUGUUCCAUCUACAAAGAGAAAAGUAGUAGAAAAGGUGGAUUAUUACUUAUAUUGGUUGGAGUUGGUCUGUUUUCUAUUAAGGCUGUUCACUAAGUGCUUGUACAUGUUCUUUAAAUUGAUAUUUUUUCAUUUGGAGUUUGGCAGUGGGAGUGUUUACAAUGUAAUGUGUGGGAGACCUUAUUUUUCAUAACUUGAGAUUUUCUUUCUUUGUCUCUUUCAGUUAUUUUCUUCUUUGUUUCUGUUCAAAGAUGCCAAGAGAUUUA